Lingula anatina is the source of this 1387-nucleotide messenger RNA. RefSeq names its product KICSTOR subunit 2-like. Lineage: Eukaryota; Metazoa; Brachiopoda; Lingulata; Lingulida; Lingulidae. Gene Ontology annotation, cellular component: KICSTOR complex. The record is from RefSeq and is a predicted model, not a curated record. Gene Ontology annotation, biological process: protein localization to lysosome; cellular response to amino acid starvation; negative regulation of TORC1 signaling.
UAAACAGGGUUCAUGUAGUUUCUUCUAAUUCUUUGUUGCCGCGACGUUAUGCAGUCGUAGCAGUGUGAUGAAAAAGUUCAUUUGAACGAGAAGAUAUAAUUCUUUAAUGAUGUCACUGAACCAGGAUAAAGUGUGAGGUGACAAGUGAAUAUUAUACAGUGCAGUGCAUGUACUGUAGACAGUGUAGUUCUUAAAUGAUCUCUUAGCUGACUUGGCCUGUGAUUGAGGUGCAAUUUAGACUAUGGCUGCUGCUUUACCCCCAGUUCCAGAGGAGCAGGCAUUCCUAGAGACUUUCUUCCAGUGCUUGAGUCAAUUUGCUUUUGAUAAAGCAAAGGAAUUGUCAGAGAAGGAGCGUGACAGCCAUGAUGCAGCAUUUGGCUCCUCCUGGGGUUUGCUCCUCAACUCCCUGGGUCACCUGGCCUUCAGCGAGAAGAUGUAUAUGUCACUGAUGUUCUUGGGGCAGAAGUGGUUCGGCAGAAAAGAUAAUCUUCGCAGCAGUUACAGUGUACUGCUGUCAGAGCUGAAGAAGAUCGAGGAGCAUGCUGCUAGUGCCUCCGACUAUCCUGGCAAGGUACGGACACCAGAGAGGAUUCUGGGACACCUCUGUGGGCAACUGUGUCAGUUUCUUACAGCAAGAGCAAAAAUGAUGGACUUUUAUGAGCAGCUGGCCACCAUGGGCAGCCAGAAGACCACUUAUGAGGACCUGGAGAACGUGAUCACAGAGAUCAUCCAGGCUCACCAGAAGAGUUUUCAUCAUCCUAUACUUAGUCCCUUGAAGAAUGCCUUCAGUUUAGAGUGUGACAUUGUUCAUAACCUGUUGCUGGCCCAGAUGGACAUGGCUCAGUUAAAGUUCCUGUCCUCUCUAAUCCAUCUUCACGAUGCUCACAGCAAGCUGGCCUCAUGGAUGCCUGCCUUACAGAGCAGAGAGCAAGGUAAAAAGCUGGGUUUUUCCCGUCAGCCCAGUAUGCCAGCUCUGUACCAGUGGCUGGUGAGAUAUAAGGCAGCUCUAGUGGCUAAGUUCAGCUUGUAUUUCUAUGAAACCUUGAGUAAGCAGGCUCCUCCUGGGGACCUGAAAGCUUUGAUAGCCAAGACUCCUGUGGAUUUCUAUGCCAGAAUUGUGACAUUCCACAAGAAGUCCGAUGCAUCCCAUGUAUCUGCGGUGUUUGAUACCAGUGGUCUCGAGGAGCCGUACAGAGGGCCUGGCUAUCACCACCCCCUAAAAAUUGUGGAAUCCCCCACGGGUCUGGACAGUUACCCAGCUGUGUUUUCGUACCCUGGGGAGCGCCCUGCUGCACACUGGCCUAAUGUAGUGAUGAUUAUCAAUGACAGAGCCCCUGAACUCAGCCAUAUUGACAAAGUGGUGCACUUCUAUGACAAGGUGACAUUU